Aptenodytes forsteri (emperor penguin) is the source of this 1473-nucleotide messenger RNA. Its product is annotated as histidine--tRNA ligase, cytoplasmic. Gene Ontology annotation, molecular function: identical protein binding. Gene Ontology annotation, cellular component: cytoplasm; mitochondrion. The record is from RefSeq and is a predicted model, not a curated record. Lineage: Eukaryota; Metazoa; Chordata; Aves; Sphenisciformes; Spheniscidae. Bases 36 to 1241 code for a protein of 401 amino acids. The transcript has 10 exons. Gene Ontology annotation, biological process: mitochondrial translation.
CCGCCAGCCCCCUUGCCUCUCCCCAGGAGACACUGAUGGGGAAGUACGGGGAGGACGCGAAGCUCAUCUACGAGCUGCAGGACCAGGGAGGGGAGCUGCUGGCCCUGCGCUACGACCUGACCGUGCCCUUCGCUCGCUAUUUGGCGAUGAACAAGAUCGCCAACAUGAAGCGCUACCACGUCGCUAAGGUCUACAGGCGGGACAACCCGGCCACGACCAGGGGCCGCUACAGGGAGUUCUACCAGUGCGAUUUUGACAUCGCCGGGCAGUUCGACCCGAUGAUUCCCGAUGCCGAGUGCCUGAAGAUCGUGCACGAGAUCCUGAGUGACCUGCAGCUCGGGGACUUUCUCAUUAAGGUCAAUGAUCGACGGAUCUUGAAUGGUGUGUUUGCUGUCUGCGGCAUCCCAGAGAGCAAGUUCAUAACUACGUGCUCUACCGUGGACAAGCUGGACAAGAUGCCAUGGGAAGAAGUGAGGAGCGAGAUGGUAGGAGAGAAGGGGCUCUCUCCCGAGGCUGCAGAUCACAUCGGGGAGUAUGUCCAGCUUCACGGUGGCCUGGACCUGAUCGAGCGGCUUCUCCAGGACCCAAAGUUGUCCCAGCACAAGCUGGCCAAGGAGGGGCUGGGGGACAUGAAGCUGCUGUUUGAGUACCUGACCCUGUUUGGCAUCGCAGGGAAGAUCUCUUUUGACCUGAGCCUGGCGCGGGGUCUGGACUAUUACACGGGGGUGAUCUUUGAGGCUGUCCUGCUGCAGCAGGAGAACGACCAUGUGGAGGAGUCAGUCAGCGUUGGGAGCGUGGCUGGAGGCGGUCGCUACGACGGGCUGGUGGGGAUGUUUGAUCCCAAGGGACGGAAGGUGCCCUGCGUGGGGGUCAGCAUUGGGAUCGAGCGGAUCUUCUCCAUCCUAGAGCAGAGAGUGGAGGCUUCUGGGGAGAAAGUUCGAACGACUGAGACACAAGUGCUGGUGGCUACACCUCAGAAACACUUUCUCGCUGCGAGACUGAAGCUCAUCUCCGAGCUGUGGGACGCAGGGAUCAAGGCAGAGAUGCUGUACAAGAAGGAUCCUAAACUGCUGAAGCAGCUGCAGUAUUGCGAGGACACGGGGAUCCCCCUUGCUGCCAUUGUAGGAGAGCAAGAGCUGACAGAUGGAGUCGUCAAGCUGCGAGAUGUCGCAACAAGAGAGGAGGUUGAUAUCCCAAGAGAAAAACUUGUUGCUGAGAUCAGAAGAAGGCUGGAGCCCUAGGACUUUUCUGGCCAGAGCUGCUUGACUGAACCGCUGUACGACUGGAACCCUCCAGCGCCCUUGGCCAUUCACUUCCCGCUGAAGUCUGGUCACCAUCCACUAGCCCGAGGCUCAUCUGCCUGGGCUGAGGCAGUGGCGACACUGGGGGUGUCUGCUUGGAAAGCAGCAAGCGGGUUUUAAAAGUAUGGACGGUGCAGUCACCAGGUUAACCUUCCGGUUAACUGCUCUGAAG